Messenger RNA from Podarcis lilfordi (Lilford's wall lizard), 21444 nucleotides. The record is from the annotation of a GenBank genome assembly. Lineage: Eukaryota; Metazoa; Chordata; Lepidosauria; Squamata; Lacertidae.
UCUCUCGCGCGCGCUCGCUCUCUCACAGGCAGGCGCGAGCGAGGGAGCCUUAACCACGCCCACUCCCCCUCUCUCCCUCUCUUUCUCUCUACCUGUGUGUGUGUGGUUUGCCCCGCCCCCUUCUCUCCCCCCCCGCCUUUCUGCUCCGCGUUCGACCUUCGCCUGUUUCCUAUCUCGGAGGGAGCGCGAGAGCCUUGCCCUCCUUUCCCUCCCUUCCAGCGCCGCCUCCUCCUCCUCUCUCAAGAUUAGCCAAUCAGUGGAAGCAAACCGGCCCAUGCCGCGCGCCUGGCCGAUCAAUCAACCCAGCCGGCCUAUGCGACGCGCGACUCCCUCACUCUUUCCCCGCCCCGGGCUUGCCAAUCACAACGGCACGCCGGACUGCCAAUACGCGCGCGGGUUUAGUCGGCCUGCUUUCUGGAGGAAGUGUGUCCCUUCAGGGCACUCGUACGUUAGGGAGCUGAGUCUCGAGCCUUCGCGCAGGCGUAUAUGUGCGGUGAGAGAUAUAUAAACAUGGCGGCGCCCGUGGAGGGAAAAAGUCUAUAACGUGUUGAGGUGAGGUGGGUUCAUUUCUGAGGUUCUCUCGUCUGUGGUGAUAAAGUUGCCAGCUGCGUACUCUUCUGGGGAGAUCGGCUUCUCUCCCCACCCCCGGUUUCCUUAAUUUUUUCCAAUUUCUCUAAUCUGGAGUCGCUUCUCUUCACGUUUAUUUACAAGGCUGUUAUCCCGCUUCAUAGCCCAGGGAGGGUUCCAAAACGGAGUGUUCUUUUGCUGUUAUUUAAUUAUUGCAUUUAUAUCCCACCUUUUCCUCAAAAGAGCUCAAGGUAGUGUUUACAGUUCCUCUUCACACUUCAUCCCCAUAACAAACCUGUGAGGUAGGUAAGGCUGGGAGGCAAUGACUGGCCCAAGGUCACUCAGGGAGCUUUAAGACUGAGCUGAGGAGGAGGGGAUUUUAACUGGUCGUCUAGGUCCCAGUCCAGCACUUCAACUACUCCAUCACACUGAGUCUCAUUCAUUUCACAAUAUACAAUAAUAUAACAACCAAAACUGGUUUAGGUAGGUAGCCAUGUUGGUCUGAUGCAGUGGGAAAAAAUUAAAAAAUGUCCAGUAGCACCUUAGAAACCAACUAAGUUUGUUCUGGGUAUAAGCUUUUGUGUGCAUGCACGUUUGUGGUGUAUCUGAAGAAGUGUACAUGCACACGAAAGCUUAUACCCAGAACAAACUUAGUUGAUCUCUAAGGUGCUACUGGACAUUUUCAAAUGUUUUUAAUUUAUUUUAACGAAACUGGUUUAGUGUAUUGUAUCUGAGUAAACCUGCUGAAAUUAAUGGGCAUGGCUAUCAUAGGUCCAUCAAUUUUUGAUGGGCCUUUUCCAAGUAUAACUUAGUUUUAUUCAACCCAAUGUCUAAUAUUGGGAAUAAAUAUGGAUUGGUGGUCUUACGUUGCCACCAUCGUUCAGGUAGCAUUUACCCCUCUGCUUCCUUUUUGGUGCUGCUCUCUGGCUUCUGCCUACUAGGAAGCAGAGCCCAUUAGGGGUUCUCUGAAGAAGGGAGUUGGGCUGGAACUAGUGGAGUCCCUAAGGUGGUUGGAUGGUGUUUGUGGUUGGAUGGUAAUGGUGUUUUGCAUGCCGCAUUCCUGAAACUCCUGCAGCCAAGCUGGUGCCAAAAGACCACAUCAGCGAAGCCGAGUGAGGGGUCUUGUUGUCUGAGCAAUCCAGGAACUCCAUACACACUAUUCAGGCUUGCACCCUGGAGAACUCACUUACAAUUUAUAAGCUCAGCCUGAUCGGUGUAAAAUACAAACACUACAGGUUGCCUUUGACAGUGCAAGAAUCAUAGAAUCAUAGAGUUGGAAGAGACCACAAGGGCCAUCGAGUCCAACCCCCUGCCAAGCAGGAAACACCAUCAGAUCACUCAUUGUGACCCACUAGUCAGCAACUGCCUGCCUUAAGCUGGGCAACCACCAGUCAAUAAAGUGCUGACCUGCCACUGUCUGCCUGCCUCAAUGGGUGCUUGGAGCUCAGAGUAUCAUUCAACAAGCAGACUGAACUUCUGCACCAGGCAAAAAAGAAAAUAAACAAAUCCUCUUGCACCUAGCAAGGUGGGACAUCAGGACCAUAUGUCCUGGCUUAUCCACCAACCUGUUGCAGGUCAAUGACUCACAGAAGAUGGCCACCAUUGACUGUGAGCUGAAAACACUCAACAAUGGCAUUGCCACUCUAUAGAAGACCAGACUAGCUUCAAAUGGCUGCCUCCAAAAGAAGAACUACACCUUUUUCUGGAAAGGAGGGCAUUCAGAAGAACCAUGUAUUCAUGCGUAGGCUUUACAAUGAGGAACACCCUUCUGCCUGUGAUAGAACUGCCAACCAAGGGCUCAGAACACUUGUUUUACCUCUGACUCUCAUCCACAGUUAACACAGACUUUUCCAAACUGUGUUGCGACACGUUAGUGUGUUGGCUGCAGUGUGUAGGUGUGUCGUGCAAAUGCUCCCCGCCCUCCACCGGGGGCUGCAAAUGUGUUAGUUUAACCUACGGUUUGCUAGUAAAACUUAAUUACUGUGUCACGAAAUGAUGCAUGUCCAAAAAGUGUGUCACCACCAUGAAAAGUAUGGCAAGCUCUGUAACAUCUUGAGCAUCUAUGCUCCCACUAUGUCCUCUAUAGGCCUGUGAUGGGGGCAAGUCUUCCCUUGCUGACAGUUAACAGUUGCCAGGCAACAGUUCCCACUGAAGUCCUCUGAGGCAAGGGAGCAGGACUGAGAAGCUUUUUCCUUCUUCUCCUGCUUAGCACAUAAUUUCCUUUCUUUCUUCAUGCACAUCCAAACAAAGAAGCCCUUGAGACUCCCUGUGGGUGACCUUAGGCUAGUUGCUCUCUCGUGGACCAACCUACCUCCGUGAGGUUGUUGUGAUGGGGAGAGUGGGUGGGUUCCCUAGACCAGAUGGAUGGGAGGUUACCUGUUUCUAGACUGUAAACCACCCUGUCAUCCUUGGAUGAAAUUUAAUAAACAAGCAAACAUGGAGACCUACAGAUUCUCCAUCACUUGGCUAACCUCUGAGUUUCAUCAGGAAGCAUUACGUGCCGCUGCCCUACUAAAUGCUGGGAUUAUUAAAGUCGAUACCUGUAGCUUCUCAAAAACCAAUUGAUUUGUAGGAUAAAAUGUCCAUAAGCAUGAACCCACUUUACAAAGUCAAACUGCGAGGAAUUAAGCUUCAUACCAUUCCUGUUCAAAGUGACAAACCUGUAUUGUUUUCCUGUAUUGGUUGGGGAGUAUGUGUGCUGCAUAUGGUCAAAUAUACUUUUGGGAAAUCUGACCUUGUGUCCAACUAAUUAUUUUUGUUGUUGUUUUCCAACACAGGAAGAGUCCUGAAGAGAAAGCUAUACCAAAGCAAUCAUAACCCAUAUCCUCCAUUUACAGAUAGAGUCAAUGAAAACUUUUUCAGACUCUGCUGCUCAUUGGAAGGUUGGUAUUGAAGCUAUCCAUUACAAUUUGGCUUAUCUCAGAAGCAAAUUCUGAUAUCCUGUGUUAGUUGCACAUAGAGUAGACCCAUUUAAACCAAUGGACUUGCCUGUUGAUUAAUUUCAUUGGGUCUGCUUGCAAGUAUGACUUGGGUAUCUCCAAAAAUGCUUUGGGUUACUUCUUGCUCACUUUGUGGGCUACUAACUAACAAACUAAAAACUCCAUCUACACCAAGAAGCUUGUGGGACGUAUAAUUAACUAAUGGAACACAUUGCAUGAGAUGUGGUGAUGGCUGCUAGCUUUAAAAAAUAAUAAUGAAAUAACAUCUCAAGCAAUUCAGUCCUACACAAGUUCAAUUAAGUUCAAUGGGAAUUAUCCCCUAAGAAGAUUUAAGGUUUUCUUUUUUUACAAUCAAGCGGUAUGUAAAUUUUAUGAAAUAAAUUAUUGUAUACGAAGAAGAUUUCCAUUUCCAUAUUUUUACAGUGGUGCCUCGCAAGACGAAAUUAAUUCGUUCCGCGAGUUUUUUCGUCUAGCGAAUUUUUCGUCUUGCGAAGCACGAAAUCCCAUAGGAAUGCAUUGAAAUUUAAUUAAUGCGUUCCUAUGGUCAAAAAAAGUCCAAACAAAGCCAAAUUUGGUACAACAAGAGUUUAUUAAGUGCUCUUUAAAGUCACACAUACUGUAAAGAGCAUUUCAAAAAUUGAAGGAACAAUAAAUUAAGUUUCUAAACAUGACAGAAAAACAUUUAAAAAUCAACAAAGUGUACAGUACAUUUUCCAAGACUCUGGGGGACAACUCGAAGAAGGUUCCUCUUCCACUCUUUGCUUCUUGCUGAAGAACCCCCUCCUCAACUGUUCCCCCAGCCACCCACCACACAGAAAUUCAAACCCAGAAUUUUUUUUUUUUAAAAAACAACAUGGCCCAAUGGUCACAGAAAAUCAUAAAAAUUCAGAAAAAAACCACACAAGCUUCCAGAUUCUUGCAAACCCCUCCUCAACUGUUCCCCCAGCCACCCACCACACAGAAAUUCAAACCCAGAAAUUUAAAAAAAAAUAAAAAAUGGCCCAAUGGUCACAGAAAAUCAUAAAAAUUCAGAAAAAAACCACACAAGCUCCCAGAUUCUUGCAAACCCCUCCUCAACUGUUCCCCCAGCCACCCACCACACAGAAAUUCAAACCCAGAAUUUUUUUAAAAAAACAGCAGAGUGGCCCAAUGGUCACAAAAAAUCAUAAAAAUGCAGAAAAAAACCACACAAGCUUCCAGAUUCUUGCAAACCCCUCCCCAACACCAAGUCCUUGAAUUCCAAACAUCCAACCCAAAAUCCAAAACCCCCCAAAAAUGUUUUAAAAGUUUAACUUACCAAAUGGCUGCAAAAGAAGUUUUGGAAAAGCUUCAAAAAUCAGCAAAGUCUUCAAAAACCUCAAAAAAGGCUACCACACCGCGUGCUAUGAGUUGCUCCUCGAAGUCAAGUCGCAACUGCACCUCUUCAAGCAAUGCACCUUGGGUUUUAAAGGUUUUACGAAAAAGGAAACAAACUUGCAAGACGUUUUCGUCUUGAAAAGCAAACCCAUAGGGAAAUUCGUCUUGCGAAGCAGCUCAAAAACUGCAAAACCCUUUUGUCUAGCGAGUUUUUCGUCUUGCGAGGCAUUCGUCUUGCAGGGCACCACUGUACUGAGAAUGCCUUAUUUAUUCAGUUUUAUGUUUCUGCAAUGACCUCAAGAAUUCUUGGUUAGGAUGCAUUCACCUUGCUAUUUGUUUUUUCUUGCCUGGAAGACAAAAAUUUGUAUUCUCUAAAACAGGAAUGUGGAACCUGUGGCCCUCCAGUUGUUGUUGGACUUCCAUUCCCAUCUCUAACCCUUGGCCCUGCUGGCUAGCACUGAUGGCAGCUGGAGUCCAAAGGAGAUCAAAAGGAGAUCCAAAGGACCACAGACUCCUCAUCCCUGCCCUAAAAGGAUGUGGAAUAGUUACUAAACUAACACCAGGUAGAACAACAAAGAAUAUUGCAGGCUGACAUUCAGACUUUUAAAAUACUACAACUCCCAUCAGCCCCAGCCAGCAUGGACAGUGGUCAGGGCACCACAUUGGUUUGCCAUUGCCUGCCUUCUAUUGGAAAGAAAAAUAGGCCUUUGGUCCAAUUGCAAGGCAAUUAUGUGCUCUUAAUGGAUGUUCUUAGAGAUCUACCUUGAAUUUUCAGAAAGUUAAGAUGCAAGUGCUUUAAGAAAUGCAUAACAGCUUUCUGUUCCGAAUAAGCUCUGCUGUUUUUCACUGCCAGGGGCAAUAAUGCUGAGGAAUCUGAGGAGACUCGUUUGUCGGGGAUACAAGGUGAGCCCACCCACACAUCCCCUUCUGUCAGGGCAGCACAAAUGUAGCUCCUGGGAUAUAUAUCUAGCUGGAACUGAACCAAAUUUCUGCAGUUCUUUUAGCCUUUCUUUCCUCCCAUCUGGAAAAACAGGAAAUCUCACUUUCCUGACCUAAUGCGUUUCUGCACAAUUCAAAUAGCUAAUAGAAGACUGGAGAUUCUGUGGAAACAGCUCCACCUUAUGGGCUUUGGCAGCCUCAGUUUCACCCUAUGGCUGCUUAGGUGUGGGGGUUGCCUUUGGAAGGCUCUCAGCCUUUGCUGGCGGUGGAUCUUGGGCAAGGGCUGCUUCUCCUCCCAUGUGUGGCAUGACUUCCUAGCUCGUAUUUGGUGAGUCUUAGCUGAGGUUGCUAUUCAUUAUGCCUUAGCUACAUUGUUCACCUGCAGGGUUUCCUGGUCUCCAUGGAAAAGGUCCCAGCUUCAGUUCCUGACAUCUCUCAGUUUAAUAAGAGUCCUUCACCAAAGGUUUCUGAGUAAGUCAGGGACUAUGAGGAGAAAGCCCUCCUUAAUCUUAUUUAUAUACCACCUGUAUAUCAUGUUGAGCUGCCCCACCCGCAGGCCAUUUUGGCCAGUGGGCAGACAUGCCUGGUUGUUAAUCCCCUCAAAUCAGGUAACCCAACUUCAAAGGAAAGAAUCAGGAGUGCGUUCUAAAGUUCCAAUCAGGAACUCCUGAGCGCACCCAAUCUCUGCACCGCUUGCUGUCACCACCAAUCGGCUGAUAGAUGCUUAAACAAGGAAUAAAUCAGAACCUAAAAAACCCCACACACAUCUAUACAAAUAAAAGACAGGUCCAGCAGAUCCCGCCACAACAAAAGUGGCCUCAAAUACUCUUCAGAUUAAGAAGCCACUCUCUUGGAGGCUGUCAUCCUCUGCCGGAGGAGACUACAAUGUUUUGCCAUAUAUACGGUGCUCUUUCUUUCCCUAGCUGGAACAUGACUGCUUUUUACAAGCCGGAGCCAGGAACUGGCAAAGCACUGCUGCUAUCCAGGAUCCCCACUUUGCACCAGAAAAGCCCAGAGCAAUCUUCCGCACCAGCGAGAAUGACCCGGUAAGUUGUUGUCGGGAAGGUGGUAGAAAUAUGAGAGUUGUAAGCAGCUGUCUUAAGGUGGCUGCAGACAGAAUGAGAGUAGUGGUGGUCUUGGUGAUGCAUGUGAACUUGGUGAGAGAGGCAGGACCAUACUGCUUGAAGGAUCAAGUACAACCUGGGGAAGGGUUGUAGCUCAGUGGUAGAGCAUCUGCUUUGCAUGCAGAAGGUGCCACGUUCAAUUCCCAGCAUCUCCAGGCAGGCCUGGGAAUUAUCCCCUGUCUGAAACCUUGGAAAGCUACUGCCAAUCAGUGUAGACAUUGCUGAGCUACAUAGACCAAUGGUCUGACUCAGUAUGUUGCUUUGUGCUUCUAGCCCAGCCUUGUGUUUAACAACUUGCCUGGUGGCUGCAGGUGACAAGGAACUCUAUGCUGGUGGGUGAGUGGCAGAGAAGCAACAGAACUUUGCAUCUUUCUUCGCACCCGCUUCAUAGAAUGCUUUUAUUUUUUAGCUUACUCAAGACCCUCCUCUGCAGUGAGCCUAGAAAUGCAGGCUACUCGCCUUUUAGCAGACUAGUAAAAUGCUUUUGUAAGGGACGCGGGUGGCGCCGUGGGUUAAACCACAGAGCCUAGGACUUGCCGAUCAGAAGGUUGGCGGUUCGAAUCCCCGUGACGGGGUAAGCUCCCGUUGCUCGGUCCCUGCUCCUGCCAACUUAGCAGUUCGAAAGCACCUCAAAGUGCAAGUAGAUAAAUAGGUACCGUUCCAGCGGGAAGGUAAACGGCGUUUCCGUGCACUGCUCUGGUUUGCCAGAAGCAGCUUAGUCAUGCUGGCCACAUGACCCGGAAGCUGUACGCCGGCUCCCUCAGCCAAUAAAGCGAGAUGAGCCCCGCAACCCCAGAGUCGGUCACGACUGGACCUAAUGGUCAGGGGUCCCCUUACCUUUACCUUUAAAAUGCUUUUGUACUCUGGUAAAUUCAGAACAAAGGAAGCUGUCUUAUAGUAAAUCAGACCAUUCGGCUCUCUAGCUCAGUGUUGUUUACACUGACUGGCAACAGAGCAUCUUCUUUGGAUUGGAGAAAGUCCCAGGUUCAGUCCCUGGCAUCUCUGGUCCAUCUAUUAUUCUUUGAUUUAUUUAACAGAUUUAUAAAUCAUGGGCAGAGGCCAUUUAAGUGGAGUACAAGAUGAAAGUAGGAUAAAACUCACAGCCCCAAAUCAUUCAUCUAAAACUCUGAAAACCCAGGAAAUCCAUAUCUACAAAUUUGUGAUCAAUGUUCCAUAAGUGACUAGGCCAUGCAUCAAGGGAAGCCGCCUUGAAUAAAAAUAUAUCUUCAGUAGACGCCUAAGCAUCAUGACAUUAGACACCUGUCUGAUUUUGCUUUGGUCAGUUAUUCCAGAGGGCUGGGCCUGCAGCACUAAAAGGCCAGAUUCCAGUGCAAGUUAAGCACAUUCCUGGGGCCCAUGGCAGUGCUAAAUCCAAGAGGAGCACAGUUGCUGGGCAGGGAUGGUUAAAUGGCUAAUGAGAAAGACCCUUCUCUGCUUGACUUCAUGGAGAGCCACUGGUGAUCUAAGCAGAUGUUCAUAUAUGUUCAUUAGAUAUUCAUAAAGAAAGACAGUGACGUUGGGGGCGCUGCUCAGCACUUCCCCAGCCUUGAAACUCUUGGGAUUUCAGAACCUCGGCCCUCCAGAUGUUUUUGGCCUACAACUCCCAUGAUCCCUAGCUAGUAGGACCAGUGGUCAGGGAUGCUGGGAACUGUAUUCUGAAAAAACAUCUGGAGGGCUGAGUUUGGGGAAGUCUGUUCUAGAGCAGGGAAGGGGAGCCUGUCAGGACUUCCAGAUGUUGUUGGACUACAGCUCCCAUCAUUCCCAGCCGUUCUCCAUGCUGGAUGGGACUGAUGGGAGUUGGAGUCAAAGGGCAUCCUGAGGGCUGCAGACUCUCCAUUCCUGUGCUAGAGCUCACCCUGCAUGUUGUUAUUGCAAUAAUAAUGAACUCCAGUUUUAAUUACUAUGUAAUGUAUCAUUUGCUGUGAAAUAAUGUUUGCCUAGGAUUGAAAGGAUUCCCAUUUGUUAACCAUCAUUGUCAACCGAUCGAUUGACUGCAUAUAAUUCUGCUUUGCAAGUCUUCUUAUAAGGCAACUUUGAAUGUCAGCUAAGAAUCCCCACCUGAUUGAUCAGUGUUGGGCACAAAUAUGAUACCUCUCUAUACAAGACACCCCUUUAUAUGCUGAAGCCGCACCUCUUCACCCUAGCCUUUGACAACUUAUAUGUACAUAUUUAACACCUGCCCUAAUUUUCUGAUGUAAAUCGUUUUAACUGAUUUUUAAGAUAGUAUUUUUGCAUUGCUGUAACCCACCCUGGGAAGGGUGCAUAAGCAAGCUGUUGUUACUCUUCUUCCCUGUGACUUUUAGGUGAAGAGUGGGUAAAAAAGCUAUUAUUAUUAUUAUUAUUAUUCCCUGGGGCCAUGUGUCGAAGGGUGCAUAAGAAAGCUAAUCAUCAUCAGCGUUCGAUAGCAGACAUAGCUGUGCUAGCAUUGCAGCUGCUAAGCUGUACUGUUGGGUUUUGUUUUUUAAUGCAGAUGAAAAGGAAUGGUGGGCUGUGUGUUCUAAUAACAGACAAAUGCCCAACAUAAGAGGCUAUCGCUUGUGUCAUUGCAGCAGCAACAGCAAAAAAAAGAGACCAAUCAACAUUUAAACAAAAAUUUCAAGUAAAAUAACUCAAGAGGCUGCUGGUGGGGGCUCCUUCCUUUUUCACAAGCUCAAACCUGCCUCGGUUUCUCCUUUCCCGCCCCCUGCCAACGGCACAAAAAAUUGUUUGGGUAAAUCGGCCUCCGGAGGUGCUUUACUGUGCCCGCUGGGAGCCUUUUGACUGCCGAUUCUUCUGGGGUCUCCAUGGAAACGGCAACAGGCAGGCGGACCCCGUCACGUGACAGCCCCCCCCCACCGCCAAGCAUCAGUGCCGAAAAUGCCCAGAUGGCAAAGGGAUUGCCUUUGCCCUCUCAAGUCUGGGUGGCUGUUGCCAGGCAACUGGCCUCUGGGCUUAUUUGUUCAACGGCAACAUAUACAAUCUGGGCUCAGGCAGCAGAAGCUGAAAGCAGACUCAAGAAUGUCACCUUCCUCCAACACCUCCUGCCGUCCUUCCCGCCCACCACCCACCUGCAUUCCCAGUUCAGCACCUGAUUGCUUAAACUGCAAGGUUCGGAAGAACUUGGGGAAUUCUGCUUUGGCGUGGUGUUUUGCAUGUGGGCAUUCCCUGUGGAAUUUCGCCUUUGGAGAAUCUUCAGGCUUUCAUUUAAAACAGGGAUGGGGGAGCCCUUUUUGUUCCAGCCCAGGGGCCAUAUUCCCUUCUGGGCAACUUUCUGGGGGCCACAUUCCAAUGGUAGGUGGGGCCAGAGGCAAAAGUGGGUGGAGCAAUGGGUGUGAUUUAUUUAUUUUAUUACUGUUGUACAGCGGGCUGGUUUCUACACACACAGAGAGACACACACUCCUCUAGCCAAGCAUGGAAGAGGCAUGUUCAGGGUAUAAGGACACAUUCCAGCCAGGCAAGAACACCAAAAGAGGGUACAAACAGGGCCUAUGUGAGGUGUGCCCGGAGUGUCUUGAGAAUCUUAGAGGGCCCCUGGACUUCGGGUUCCCCAUCCUUGAUGGCUUCUGGGAAUCCCAGUAUCAGAACUCGAAAGGCAACAGCCCUUUUCUCUUAUUCAAUCCCAUCCCCUGGACCUGGAGGCUCCAUUUAGCUAUUUAUACUGUACCGUGCUGCAUACAGUAACUGUGGCGCCACCCCCACUAUGAGCAGAAGCAAAAAGAAAUUUCACAAUGUUUGCAAAGUGAGAUAUAAGCGGUCAUAGCUUUUCUGACUUGGGGCUCAGCUUUUUUUGGAAUCUUUGAGGCCUGGGACCAAGCUUUUUCCUCUGCCUCUGCAAAUGGGCCAGGUGAAACACGAAGAAAUGUGGCCCUGGUGCCGAAAAAGCUUCCCCACCCACCGAUUUGGAGCACCUGCUGUUCAAAAUCCAGCAAAGAAGCCGUUCCCGUGUGUUGGCAUCUUGACAUGCCAACCCCCAGUCACUUCCACAGGAAGCUGCCAUCAGACCGUGUUGGAGCCUUAGCUCCUUUAGCUCAAGAUUGUCUAUACCAGGGGUAGGCAACCUAAGGCCCGGGGCCCGGAUCCGGCCCAAUCGCCUUCUCAAUCCAGCCUGCGGAUGAUCCAGGAAUCAGAAUGUUUUUACAUGAGUAGAAUGUGUCCUUCUAUUUAAAAUGCAUCUCUGGGUUAUUUGUGGGGCAUAGGAAUUGGUUCAUUUUUAUAUAUUUUUCAAAAUACAGUCCGGCCCCCCACAAAGUCUGAGGGACAGUGAACCGGCCCAUGGCUGAAAAAGGUUGCUGACCCCUGGUCUACACAGUGACUGGCAAGGGCUUUCUGGGGUUUCAGUCAGGGGAGAAGCUGGUGGUUGCACCUGGGAGCUUCUGUCACCCUCCAAAGUGGGCCAGAGAAAGAGCAGGGUCAUGGGAACAUAGGGAGCUGCCUUCUACUGAGGGAUAAUCAUAAUCGUCUACCUUGCCUGGCAGCAGCUGUCCCAAAAAUUCACGCAGGAGGGAAUCUUUCCCAUCCCUCCCAGAAGAUGCCUUUGAUUGAACCUGGCACCUUCGGCAUGCAAAGCAGGUGCUGUACCCACAGAGCUACAGUCGCACUUGGUUGUUUGAUGCAUUGUGUGUGCUUCCCCCCACCCUCCCAACACUGCAGGCCAAUCACGCGGAAGAGCACGUGGGACAAUAUUACACGCUCCCCCUCCAGGAGGUGAAGAAGGUGUUUCCUCACGGACUCCCAGCACGCUUCAAGUUACAGGUGAUGUGUCUUCCUUGCAGGCCUAAAAGUGGAGGGGAGAGCUGCAAGGCGGGAUGGGACAAAAAUAUUGGGUCCCCGUCUGAAUUAAAGUCCUCUUUCUCUGCCUUGAAUGAAGCUGUACGCAGCUCUUCUCUGUCUCAGCAAUAAUAAUAAAUAAUUUUCUUAUUUGUACUCCACCCGUUGCCCCAGCCACUCUGGGCAGCUUCCAACAAAAUACAAAAACACAGUGAGGCAUCUCACUGCUUCGUUGUUGUUGUUUUGUUCACGACAGAUUAAAACCUUUGGCGAGGCCUGUUUCAUGGUGAGGGAACCCGCUCUCGAACUCCUCAGCUGCUUAAAACGAACCAACUUUGCUCAUCCAGCCAUUCGAUAUGUCAUCUGUAUCCUAUGAAUCAGGGCAGCACUCGUUCUCCUGAGACCACCCUGCAGUUAGGCAUUCUGGUAACAGGCAAGUUCUUGUCCUCAUGAAACAGAGUGUGAGCAGAGUGCCUGAUCAAUUCAUUUAAGCAAGAGAAAACAGGGAUGAGAAGACCGUCAGGGAAAAGAGGCUCAAGCGGCCUUGGUUGGCAAGGGGGAGACCUAGGCAUUUGGGGAAAGGCACAGCCAAGGAUUUGGACCCUAAUCUCCCUCGCUUUGUGUCUCCUUUGCACAUUUACCCAGUCUCCACCUUCAUUCAUGAGGACUAGAAACUUCCCUAAGAAUUAGGAGCGUGAAGCUUUUCAUCCCAGGGGCCGCAUUCCUGCCUGGACAACCUUCCAGGAGCCGCAUGCUUGUAGUGGGCGGAGCAACAAAUGUAAAUUUUACCUACGUACUGUAGCCUGCUUUCUACGUACCCUCUCAAACCCCUUUGUCUUCCGUCCUGGCAAAGCAAAGAAGUGUGAUCAGAAUUCGCAGACAUUUUGCCAUGCAUAAACGUUCAAAGGACAGUGGGAAGCGGGGCUUGUGAGCAGUGUGGCCUAGGUGGAGGGGGUGUGGUCUGAGGAGAAUCCCACAGGCCAGACAGAGACACCUGGAGGGCUGCAUUUGACCCUUGGGCCUGUGAUACCCCACCCUGUUUUUGUUUUUAAAGGCAAAAUUCCUUCUCGACUUGUGUUUGUGUUGCUGUUUGUACCUCUGGUCGUUCAUUGCCCAACAGGGCAACCCUUAAUUCUUACUUGAGUCACAAAGCAGUGGCGGGUAUUAGGGCGGGUGCAUGGAUACACAUGUUCUCCUUAGCAGCUUUUAUUUGAAGACGGCGAAAAGACCACGGGGAAGACCAUGGCCCUCUGCCACGCCAUCCAUUACUGUGCGAGGCAGGACUGGCUCAUCCUGCACAUUCCAGAUGGUAAGGACCAAGGGGUCUUCUUCUUUGUGCCUGCCGGUCUGUAUCCUGGCCUUCAGCCAGAGUCUCUAACAAGCAUCAUUGAAGCUGCAUCACACUUAGCAUUUGUGUGUUUCCCAGUGCCUCUCUCCAUCCCCGCUGCCUCGAUUCCAACCCCACACUUUUCUAAUGAGUGUUCUUAACGUUGUCCUUUUGUCACAGGUUGCCACGGAAGGCCUGCUGUGAGGCACAAAUGGCAGCGUAUAAAUAUUUUGAAAGGGGGCUUUUUGGUUCAGAUUGUAAGGGGAAGAGCUGCUGCUCAGUGGGGAAACAACUGCUUUGCAUGCUGAAUGUCCCAGGUUAAGUCCCCGGUGGCAUCUCCAGGUGGGGUUGGGAGUAUCCCCUGCCUAGAACCCUGGAGAGCUGCUGCCAGUCAGUGCAUGUAAUGCUGAGCUAGAUGGACCCAGUGGCAGAACGCAGCUUCCUUGUUAAAUCAGCCCUUCACUCAGAACCAUGAGGACUGGACUGUUACUUUAUCUUGACGGGGAGGGCCAUAGCUCAGGGGCAGAGCAUCUGCUUUGCACGCCAGAGGUCGCAGGUUCAAUCCCCGGCAUCUCCAGUAAGGGCUGGGAGAGACUUCCUGCCUUUCCACCCCUGUCUGACACACAUAUCCCAACCCAUUAAGGAGCAUUUAUUAGAUGCAGUUAAAGUGGUAUAAAAAAUAGGGAUGCGUCAUAACUCAUCUGUUAGCCGCUGCAAGAACAACCAUUCCCAGGACAUGGAAACCAUUGCAAUUAUUUACCAUGGAUCAAUGGUAUAUGGUGCAAUUUGGCAAACUGCAUUGUUGGCAGAAAAAUCAAAAGAAACACAAUUUGGUGUAACUUUAUUAAUUAUAUGAAUAAUGAGGCAUAUGGCAGAACAGUACCCAUGGUUUAUAGCACAAUUUGGUGUGAAUGAAGCAUAUAUUUUAAUUUUCCCUUUUAUCCCUAUAAAUUCCUAUAAAGCCCCAUAAAAUAAAUGGUCACUGAAGGAAAAUAAUGAUCAACAAUCUAAGUAUAUACGUUGUUAUUAUUAUUAUAGUUCAUUUCACAUCUGUAAUUAAUUAUGAUGUAUAUUCUUUGACUCAACUUUGUCAGUAUAUUCAGAGCCAUUUAUUUGAGUAUGUACUGCUGUUUUAUUCUGACUCUCAUUUUAUGUAACUGUUGUAUUUCUUACGUCUAAAUGAAAUGAAAUAAAAUUUAAAAAUAAAAAUAAAACAGGAACGGGGAGCCUCUGAUCCUCACACUGUUGUUGGUCUCCAUCUCCCAUCAGCCCCAACCAACAUGGCCAAUGAUCAAGGGUGAUGGGAGUUGUAGUCCAGUGUUACCCCUGAAGGGGCCACAGGUUCCCCCAUCCCUGCCUUAAGGUUCCUGGCUGAAGCUGUGAAACCAGUGCUGUUGUUCAGACUGUAAAAUGAGCAUAGCACACGCUUGCUGCCCAUGACCCUGCCUCUUCCUCUUCACGCUACAGCUCACCUCUGGGUAAAGAAUUGCAAAGAACUGCUGCCCUCUUCCUACAACAAGGACCGCCUUGACCAGCCUCUGGAAGCCACGACUUGGCUGAAGAACUUCAAAAUCACCAACGAGCGCCUAUUGAAAGAGGUCAGUGGCAAUGAUGGCUGGUGCGGUCGGCAGGGACGUACUUAGGGGUUGGCUAGGUUGUUGCUUCUGUCCAGUUCUGAAUGUCUUGAUAAACUCCUGAGCUCCUGUAUUGUGGCUCCUGCACUCUGUGUCUGCAGCCAAGCCUGUACCGUUACUUGGCUGAAUAAAAGAUCUCUUUCUUACCCACACGCAAAAGCCUCCGUCUGCAUGUGCUGGGCAGGAAUCAGGAUCCUGCCCACUUGCAUGCCUGUCCCAGAAAAAAAGUUGUUAUCUUUUGUCACAAUAUAGUGGGUGUUCAAACAGGAUAUAGUCCUUUCCUUGUUAUCUGGCGGAUAUGAGUACAGUGGGACCUCAGGUUAUGAACUUAAUUUGUUCCGGAGGUCCGUUCUUAACCCGAAACUGUUCUUUUUUUUUUUUUUUAAUGAUAUUUAUUAAAGUUUCACAAAGAAAGAAUCACAUCAACAAAAAAAGAAAAUUCAAGAAUAAAAGGAAAAAUACACAAUGCAAAAUACAAAAAGAAAAAAGAAAAAACAGUUAAAAACAAUUCCUCUUUCAUCACUACUUUUACAUUUACUUGUUCCCGGACCUCCUCAUACCUCCUCUUUUGUAUUCCAAUUCAGUUUGUUAGUCCAGCAAUUCCUUUCCUCCUUUUAAUCCCAAUCCUUAAUCUUAAUAUAGUAUAACAUUAAAUUUUUACCUAUUAAAAACCAAUUUUUCCAUUCUUUUAACCUUUUUAAUCCUAAUCCUUAAUCUUGGUAUAUUUAUAACUUUAAAGCCUGUACAGCUAGAAGCCACUUAGUUUCAAUCCAACAUCACUCUAACAUUCAUUAAUUUUGCAAUAUUUCUGUAAAUAAUCUUUGAAUUUCUUCCAAUCUUCUUCCACCGACUCUUCUCCCUGGUCACGGAUUCUGCCAGUCAUUUCUGCCAAUUCCAUGUAGUCCAUCAUUUUCAACCGAAACUGUUCUUAACCUGAGGCUCGCUUUCGCUAAUGGGGCCUCCUGCUGCCGCCAUGCCAUUGGUGCACGAUUUCUGUUCUCAUCCUGGGGCAAAGUUCGCAACCCGAGGUACUGCUUGGGUUAGCGGAGUUUGUAACCCAAAGUGUUUGUAACCCAAAGCAUUUGUAACCCCAGGUACCACUGUACGUAGCCUAUCGAGUUUCACUAUUUGUCAUGGCAGUGAAGACAAUCUGAGCGAGAAUCUUGAACCAGACAACCGCGGCAUGCAAAGGCAGCUCUUUAAUCUGAGCAAGCGGAAUCUCAGGGUAACCCCAGGAAGUGUUAAGGUUUAUUGGCUUAUAGCCACAAUAGCCUUACCCUCCAUGAAUUUGUCUAAUCCUAUAAGAAAAGAAGAGCCUACUGGAUCUGGCUAAAGGCCCAUCCAGUCCGGCACCCUGUUCUCACAGCAGAUAACCAGAUGCCCCAGUGGGAAGUCUACAGGUAGGAACCCAUUGCAACAGCAACUCUCUCCACUUGGGAUUCCCAGCAGCUGGUAUUCAAAGGCACAGCACUACAAGUGGAACAUAGCCAUGAGGACUAGUAGCCAUUGAGAGCCUUAUUAUACAAUGGCACCUUCAUUGUAUAGCUUCCAAUGAACGCUAAAAACACCUCUUUACCCUGGCUUUUGACACUUUAGGUGUAUUAUUAUUAACGGACGCUGAGGUCCAGCACUGAGGGCCUUCUGGCGGUUCCCUCACUGCAAGAAGCAAAGUUGCAGGGAACCUGGCACAGGGCCUUCUCGGUAGUGGCACCUGCCCUGUGGAACGCCCUCCCAUCAGAUGUGAAGGAAAUAAGCAGCUAUCCUAUCUUUAAAAGACAUCUGAAGGCAGCCCUGUUUAGGGAAGUUUUUAAUACUUAAUGCUGUAUUGUUUUUAACACUCGAUUGGAAGCCGCCCAGAGUGGCUGGGGUAUAAAUAAUAAAUUAUUAUUAUUAUUAUUAUUAUUAUUAUUAUUGACUAUCCUCUGUGAAUUUGUCUAAUCCUUUUUUAAAGCCAUCCAAUUUAGUGGCUACCGUCGCUGCCUCUCGUGGGAGCAACAUUCCCUUCUUAACCUAUGUCACCUUUGCACACUGCAGAUCAAAACGCAGCAGAAGUAUAUGUGGGGCAAACGAGACAGCACCGAGGAAGGCCGGCCCCUAAUAGAAGUGGUGGAGCAGGUGAGGAAACGGACACUCUGCCCUAGAUCGCUGGGGAGUUGGACAGUGGGGCUAGGGUGUGGGGAGGAAGCAUGGUUUAAUAACAAGGGUGGGGAAACCUUCGGCCCCCAGGAGCCGAAUGAGGGCCUUCCAGGCAUCUGCAUCUGGCCACACCUGCUCUCUCCAGGCCACACCCCUCCAGGCUUUGCCCCCUCCUCAAGCGCUUUUGCCUGCCUGGAAUACAUCCUUGAGGUUCCCCAGUGCCCCAAUGGAGUAUAGGGAGGGAUGUGUGGAAAUGAAGCUACUGUGCAAAAUUAACAUUCCUGGCUCCACCCACUUUUGCCUCUGACCCCACCCACCUGUCCCCAAAAGGGAAUGCAGCCCUCAGGCUGAGAGAGGUUCCCGUCUCACACCCAAUCUAGUCCGUUGUCUGUGAGGAAGGAAGCUGCAGAGGGGGGAGAACUGGGGGCAGAUGGGUAUGGCAGUCGCAGCUGCUAGGCAGUGUGGCAUAGAGUGUCCGACUAGGGCCUGGGAGAUCAAGGUUCAAAUCCUCACUCAAGUCAGAAGUCACUGCGAGAAGCGAAGUUACAGGGAACCAGGCAGAGGGCCUUCUCGGUAGUGGCACCCGCCCUGUGGAACGCACUCCCAUCAAGGAAAUUAACAAAUAUCUGACGUUUAGAAGACAUCCAAAGGCAGCCCUGUUUAGGGAAGUUUUUAAUGACUGAUGUUUUCAUGUAUUUUUAAUCUUUUGUUGGAAGCCGCCUAGAGUGGCUUGGGAAACCCAGCCAGAUGGGUGGGGUAUAAAUAUUAUUGUUGUUGUUGUUAUCAUGAUGGGCUGCCUCUCAGCUUUACUUACCGUAUUUCACAGGGUUGUUGUGGAGAUUAAAUGAGGAGGGGGAGAACCAUGUAUGCCACACUGAGCUCCCUGGAGGAGGAAAAAAGUGAAAUAAAUGAACAGGAUGGGGCUGCAACCCCCAGGAUCUCACAUCUCUUUCUCUCCCUCCCCACUUUUUAGGGUUUAACUCGGGUGAAAAUCUCCAGCGACGUAGUAGGAGUGGUCUUCAAAGAGCUGAAGCAGCAAUGCCCAGAAGGGUCCUUCAGGCUGCUAGUGGCGGUGGAUGGGGUCAACGCCCUUUGGGGAAGCACAACGCUGAAGAAACAAGACAAGAGCAAUGUAUGACAUCUAAGCUGUGGAGGAGCGGCAGGGGUGGGGGAGGCUGCCUCAUAGCCUGUCUCCUAAAACAUGGGGGGAAAGGGGAAAGCUGAAAGGUACUCUUGGGUUUUCUGUCCAAUUCUCUGUUUUGCCCUUAGGUCUCCCCAGAGGAGCUGACGCUGGUCCACAACCUGAAGAAGAUGGUGACUAAUGACUGGGUGAGGAGGAGGCGGCUGGAGCUCCUUUCUUUUCUCAGUAGAAAUUCAAUGACUUGAUAAAGCUGUUUGGGAGAUGGUCCCAGACCAGCCAAGCUACAUAGACAGGGCUGUGGUUUGCAUGUAAUGCUAAACCAUGGUUUGCUUAAGCCAGGCAUGGGGAACCUCCAGCUCACUAACCAGAUUUGUGCCAUUGUCUGCCCCCGGGUUAGGAGCUGGUUAUAGAAGUGGGGUAGUGGUCACUGGGGCCAGGCAGAUGUCUGGAGAUAUAAAGCACUGCCUCUUGCCCAUUGCUUGCCUACCACAUAUCCACAUACGAGUCAUUUUGUUGACACAGGGACUAUUCCAGUUGACAAGCAGCUCUGUGUGAAUGCUUGGGGCUGGUUUUAUGGCGUUGAACAUAGUGUCACUGGUGCUUUGAGGAAAUCCAUCCAACGUAAGUUGGAUAUGUAUGGCCAAUAACCACGUAUAUGGGAGUUGCAUCUCAACAAGAUUAUUGAACUACAGUUCCCAUCAUCCCCAGGCAGCACAGCCAUCAGUCAGGGAUGAUGGGAGCUGUAGUCCAGCAACAUCUGGAGGGCCACAGGUUCCCUGUCCCUGAACUAGAGGGUCACACACGUUCCACAUCUCCAACCCUGCUUCUGUCACCAAGCUGAGUAACCCACAGUGGGAUCCUUGCCUCCAUGCAGCCGUUGAUGGAUAAAGGAAACUUUCCCAGAAGGAAUACUUUGCAUGGGUAGGUGGUUGGUUUGAUUGAUCUCUUAUCACAUUUCUAUGCCACUUUUCGUUCACAUGAAUCGCAAAGAAGUUUACAAACGAUGAAUAGCAAGAACAAUCACAAACACAACAUAAAUCAUACAGAAUAAUUAACAGAUCAUCGGUAGAACAAUUAUAACCUAUAAAAAAACACUAUUAACAACUGAAAAAAUAAGCUAAACAGCAAAAUGGCAACAAAAGGCAUAUAGGGUUCACCAAGUAGUGCAGCAUUUAUACAUAGCUGUCAACUUUCCCCUUUUUUAAAGGGACAUUCCCUUAUUCCGAAUAGGAUUCCUCGCAAGAAAAGGGAAAAGUUGACAGCUGUGCAUUUAUAAUGUGUAAAACGACAUUAACAACAUUAAUAAACUAGCAGCCAAAAAAUAAACUAAGCACUGUUGUAUUCAUACACUCUCCCCAUAACUCGAAAUCUUCCGCUUUACUUAGUUCAUUAAAAGGCACAUGCAAAUAAUGCCUGUAACUCUGAUCUGAAGGCUCCUAGGGCUGGAGGUGGAGCAGCACAGGUGAAACCAACCAGCUCAUGAUGGCAAACAGAGUCUCUCUCCCCUCACAGUUCUUCCUCUGGAAACAGCUCCCUCAUGAAGGCUCCUUGGGCUGGAGGGUGGGGCAAGGGAGGUGGAGGAAGCCAUUGCCUGAUGGCUAACAGAAAGUCUCUCCCCUCCCCAGAGGAGAACAGGAUUGCCUCUUCUGAUGUGCUGUUUUUUUCUCUUUGUGUGGUUUCUUUUUUAUAAAGACUGGUGGAGCCAUCGUGACAACCCUCAGCCAGACAGGCGCUCUGUUCCAACCCCGCAAAGCUUACAGGCCCCAAGAAUUGCUAGGAAAGGUGAGUCUGGCCCUGGGAUGCUGCCAGUUCUGAGUUGGCCAUGCUGGUGGGGGCUGAUGGGAGAUGGAGUCCAGCCACACCUGGAGCGGCACAGGUUCCUUAUCCCUGAUCUACAGCUUCAAAGCAGAAGCUGUAGUGCUUUUUACGUUCCGUACAGCGUCUAGAACAGGGAUGAAGACCCUGCGGAGCCCUCCAGGUGCUGUUGGACUCCACCUCCCAUGAGCCUCUGCCAGUAUGGCCAACGGUCAGGGAUGAUGGGAGCUGAAGUCCAGCAGCAUCCGAAGGCCCACAUGUCGUCGUCCCCCAAUCCCAUGCUUAGGGACCUUUUAUUGCUAUUCAAUUCUGUAUUCUGCCUCAUUUUGAUUUGAAGGGAUUCUCCCCAAACUCACCACCCCGCCAUGCCCCCAAGACUCUUGGAUAAGCGGAGGGAAACAGAACUGUCAGAUCUCAUAUGAUUAACCAUUUGCUCUUCCUCCUCUGCCCCUUUUGCCCCCACCCCAGGAGGGUUUUGAUGUCCUGGACCCCUUCAUCCCCAUCCAUGUUCUCAACUACAAUGACCGGGAGUUUGAGAGCUGCUACCAGUACUACCUAGAGCGCAAGUGGCUUCAGCAUGAAAAAGGUGAGUCACGGAAGGGAGAGCUAAGUGAAGUAUGGGAGGAUAGAGAGCAGGUUGUAUGGAAACUAUCCUGAAUAUUUUGGCAGAGGUGCAAUUUACAUUCCUUGUUCUGCCCACCUUUGCCUCUGGUCCAACCUGCCACCAGCAUGCGGAUCCCAAAAGGUUGCAGAGAAUAAUAAUAAUAAUAUUUUUUUAUUUAUACCCUGCCCUCCCCAGCCAAGGCCGGGCUCAGGGUGGCUAACAAGCAAUAAUAAAAAUAAGUUGAAUGACUACAACUUAAAAACAAAAUUAAAACACAACAUUAAAAUAUUGAAACAUUAAAAUAUUAAAAUGUAGCCUCAUCGCAGGAGGAGAAAGGAAAAGAAAAAAGAAAGAGGGGGAGGGAAACAAAGUGGCUCCAAGCCAAAGGCCAGGCGGAACAACUCUGUCUUACAGGCCCUGCGGAAAGAAAUCAGAUCCUGCAGGGCCCUGGUCUCAUGAGGCAGAGCGUUCCACCAGGCUGGAGCCAGUGUUGAAAAGGCCCUGUCUCUGGUUGAAGCUAAUCUAACUUCCUUAGGGCCCGGGACCACUAGGGUGUUGCUAUUUAUGGACCUUGAGGGUCUCCAUGGGGCAUACCGGGAGAGGCGGUCCCGUAGGUACGAGGGUCCUAGGCCAUGAAGGGAAUGUUUCCCUCAUUGUGGGGGGGGGGGAGAUUGUUCUAACUAGAUAAUGGGGCAGGGGGGAGGAGAUGAGGCAACAGAACUGGAAGUGUAGCUUCUGCAUGUCCUGCUUUCUUGGUUGUGUGUACAUAACAAGCUGCAACCAUUCUGACAUAAACUCUCUCCAUCCCCCUCCCCUUCUUCUUUUGCCUUUGAAAUCGAACUCUCUUCACACUGCCGCACCAGCCAGCACAGAUGAAGGCCGCAAGGAGCUUCGCUUUCUCAGUGGGCAGAACCCUGGACUGCUAGACCAAAUCAGCUCCUUCUUGUGACACUGUGUCCCUCCUCCCCACCCCCAUCCCAAAAACAUUGGCGUCACAGCGCAAGGAACUCCUUCCUGUUCAAUAAAAAACCAUACAGAAAGCCACUUUUGUUUUAUCAUGGUCUAUCUGUGUACACAUGUAUAGGGUUAGGAAAGGGGCAGGAGGUAUUUCUUGCU